AUGCUCACUAACAGUAAGUUGCACUUUGCAAAGUGACAUGUGUCCUGUGCUCUUCCUUCUAUAACCAAGAUAAGGAUGUCAUUGCAGAUGCUGUUUGCUGUGCAGUCUAGUGAUGCUUGUAUCUUUCAUGGAUGCUGCCUCUCAUCUGUGGAAUGUCUCUGUUGAAUUGUUCAAGUGUGCGUGGCCAUAUUCUGGGUUACAUUUGGUUCCGCCACCCCAUCUGGUAUUGGCACCAGUCCUCAGUUUUGUUGCCAAAACGUGCUGUAGUUAUGUACUGUAUGUUAGUCCUAAGAAGCAGAGGGGAAUACAUAUGGAGCUCAUCAUGUAGCCUUUCGUCUUAUAAACCUACUAACAUGCUGGGAGAACAUAUUACAGCAUGAGAAUGACCUAGGAUGUCCCCCAAAUGGCACCAUAUUCCCUUUAUAGUGCACUACUUUUGACCAGAGCCCUAUGGGUAAUAGGGUGCCAUUUGAAACACAGCCAUAGUGACCUUUGACCUAAUCCACCAGGGAUAAAAACAGUUCUCUGUGUUUCCUUUUGUGAUUUGUCACAUAAUGCAAUUGAUAGUAUAUAUGUAACCAUUAUUUCUAGUCUGACAUUCUGAGUGUUAUUCCUGUUGAUGUGUUGUGUUGCAGGGUUGACCUGGGAGGAUGAGGCCACCCAGCAGAUCCUGUCCAAGGAGCUGUCUAAGCUGAGGAAGAUCCCCUACAGACGCCUACAGGACUCCAGCCCCCCUGUCUACAGCAGCAGCAAAUCCAGGUCACUGUUCUGGCAGGCAGCACCAUCCAUUACACCUGUACAUAUACACAUGGACACACACGUAUGCAUGCAUGCAGACAGACAGACAGACAGACAGACAGACAGACAGACAGACAGACAGACAGACAGGCAGGCAGGCAGGCAGGCAGGCAGGCAGGCAGGCAGGCAGGCAGGCAGGCAGGCAGGCAGGCAGGCAGACUCUAGGAGUGCACAUGUUAGAAUAUGAUGACUGAUGAGCUGGUUUAUGUCUGAACGGAUCUAGUUUCUAGCUCUGGAUAGUCCAUGUUAUCUGUCUGUUUGUUCCUUUGUCUGUCUGUCUCUCUGUCUGUCUCUCUGUCUGUCUCUCUGUCUGUCUCUCUGUGUCUUCAUGUGUUUAUAUCUGUCUCUCGCUCUCCCUUUCUCUAUCUAUUUCUCUCUGUCUCUCUCACACUCACCCACACCUCUCACUCUCCUUGUCUGGUCCAGGCCCUCUACCCAGGCUAUGGACCCAGGAGACCAAAGGAUCAAGCCUGUGGAGGUGGAGCUCAGUAGAAACCUUCAGAACAUCCUGCAGCGUCUGGGCCUCCUUUCCCAGGCCUUGUCCCCCACUGGCCCCAAGAGACCCAGCAAGGUAAGGGCCCCCCUGGCCACCUUCAGAACCCUGCCCUUAAGACCCCUCCAGAACCCCCAGGCCCCUACUUUAGCCUGGGAUGAGCAGCUGGAUCCUUUUUUACUUCUCAAUGGAUGCACAUCUCUAUAAACACACACUCAUGUGUACACACACACACACACACACACACACAAACUGACGCAGCGGGAGCUGGGGAUCAUCUUUAGUAUUCUGUAUCAUUAUCUAUCCCCUUCUGAAGGGUUGGUGAAUGGCUGUUGGUUGACCAUUCACAGGGAUAGUUUCAUGCUGGAUUAUUAUGAGGGAGAUAAUGCCCACCGAGAGUUCAGGAGUUCAGUUCCUUAAUUAAUAACACCCACAUGAUGGGCUCUAUGUAAUUUCUGUUCAGGGGGUUACCAACAUGGCCUAGCUGAAUGAGAGGGCCAAACCCCUGCUGAGGGCCAGGCAUUGAGGGGUUGGGGAGGGUACCCCUUUAUUUAUCAAGGAUGGGGAAAGUAGCCCUUUAUUUAUUAAGGAUGGGGAGAGUACCCCUCUAUUUAUCAAGGAUGGGGUUGGUGGAAAACAUUGGGGAGGGGGGGGGGGUUGCCUUUCGUUUGAGAUGAGCAUGUGGGAGAUGGAUGGAUCUUGGAAUGUUGUUGACCCGUCCUUAUAGUGUACUUCUUAGGAUAAUAUUAUAUACUCUCAUCUUACUGUUAACAUAAUCAAUUAACAUUUCAUUUGAUGCUGGUGUUUUAGCUGGGGAUUUAAGUGAAGACGAACACUUGUGAUCUAUUUGGUAACACUUUCUAUGAAGUAAAUGUGUAUAAUGCCUUAUAAUACACAAAUAAUGUGUUUUAUUAUCUUGUAGAGUGACCGUUACCAAUCUGGCGUCUUCUCUGACUACUACCGGCCCAAGUCCCAGGGAGAGGGAAACUUCUCCCCACUGUCUUUCUUCCAGCCUCCCUACCAGGACAGACCCUCUGCAGGGGAUGGAGACCUCCUCGUGGCUGCCCUCAGGCACUACCUGUAUGGUCAGGGACCACCCCAGACCGGGGGGGCAACCAAGGUCCCGGCCCUGCCCUCCCCUCUCCUACGCCCCUCCUACAGCAACAGUAUAGACAGUGCUGGGCCUAAAGAGAACUCUCAAUCCCAAACACCCAACCUGGACAGACUUUUGCUCUUCCAGACAGCUGGAGCCAGUCAACCCUCUAGUCCAAAAGACCCUCUCAGUCCAGUGGGUGGUAUGUGCUGCUUUAAAAACGAUGUCUUCCUCUUUUUACUGUACAAGUUCUUCCUCAUUAUUCCACUGUGAACAAAUUAUCACUAUCAAUAGUUAUGGAUCCGCUGAAAAUAACAGCAUAGCAUGUUAUUAGUUGUUAAUUAAGACAUUGACAUCUACCAUAGUAUUAACUCUUCUCCCUCUCAUCCCCACUCCUCUCCUCCUCUCCUCCUCUCCUCCUCUUCUCUCCUCCUCUCCUCCUCUUCUCUCCUCCUCUCCUCCUCCUCUCCUCCUCUCCUCCUCUUCUCUCCUCCUCUCUUCCUCUCCUCCUCUCCUCCUCUCCUCCUCUUCUCUCCUCUCCUCUCAUCCCCUCCUCUCUUCCCUCCUCCACAGAUGUGUUCAUCCAGAACGUGGGCAGACACAAUGUGGACGUGGACGACAUGAGUCCUAAAGAUCUGGACCAGCUGAUCGCUGACGCCCUACAGGUAGAAUAAACAACAACGUUUGUGUACUUGUCUUUCUUGCACUAACACUCAUACCUUUCAUACUGGCACUGAUUUUGCUUAUAGCUGCGUUUUUUAGGAAGAAGGAAUGUGAUAUUUGGUUACCGUAGUUUAAUGCACUGUCUGUAGUUGCUCUGGAUAAGAGCGUCUGAUAAAUGACCAAAAUGUAAAUGUAAAUGCAGGUAGUGGAUCAAAAACAGACCCAGGCCAGACCAGGACCCAGAGACCUGGGUGAGGAAGAGGAGCAGGAGGAGGAAGAUGAGGAAGGGAAUGAGGGGCCUGGAGAACAGGGGCCUUGGGAACAGGAGGAGGAGAAGGAGGAUAUUGUCCUGCCAUCUGCCACAGAGAAAACGGAUCCGGAGAGCACUCCACUAGAGGAGUCUGUGGUCCAAGGUACACAAACCUGACAUACCUGGUUACUGGGAGAAGCCCUCCAUCUGUAGUAUUAGCCCAGAGAUUUUACCAACACCUUUAUAUAUUCAUUGUCUUUCCAUGCCAACUUCAGGGUGACUAGUUCAUAUUGACUGCUCUGUUGAUUUGAAAUGCGGUCAGACUUUGGCAAAAAUAAUCAGCUGAAAAUAUUCUCAAACCAUACGUUGCACUUCACUUUCCAAAACGGUGAAGGGAAGAGUAUACAGUUGAAGUCAGAAGUUUACAUACAGCUUAGCCAAAUACAGGCAGAGUUGAAUAUCUCUCUCUGUAGCAAUCUGACAGUAUUGAUGAUUGGAGAAAAUGUUGUAGGUCCACCUACUGUCAAAGACAGGGAGUGGUGAAAAACCAAAUUUGUUUAUGUGUGUGCCAUGCAAUCCUUGUUUAAUGUACAGUUGAAGUCGGAAGUUUACAUACACCUUCGGCAAAUACAUUUAAACUCAGUUUUUCACAGUUCCUGACAUUUAAUCCUAGUAAAGGCUCUUGUCAACUCCCGUCUGGAUUACUGCAACUCGCUGUUGGCUGGGCUCCCUGCCUGUGCCAUUAAACCCCUACAACUCAUCCAGAACGCUGCAGCCCGUCUGGUGUUCAACCUUCCCAAGUUCUCUCACGUCACCCCACUCCUCUGCACACUCCACUGGCUUCCAGUUGAAGCUCGCAUCUGCUACAAGACCAUGGUGCUUGCCUAUGGAGCUGUGAGAGGAACGGCACCUCCUUACCUUCAGGCUCUGAUCAGUCCCUACACCCAAACGAGGACAUUGCGUUCUUCCACCUCUGGCCUGCUGGUCCCCAUACAUCUGCGGAAGCACAGUUCCCACUUAGCCCAGUCAAAACUGUUCGCUACUCUGGCACCCCAAUGGUGGAACAAGCUCCCUCACGACGCCAGGACAGCGGAGUCACUGACCACCUUCCGGAGACACUUGAAACCCUACCUCUUUAAGGAAUACCUGGGAUAGUAUAAAAGUAAUCCUUCUACCCACCCCCACACCACCCCCACAAAAUAUAUAAAAUAAUAAUAAUAAUAAUAAUAAUAAUAAUAAUAAUAAUAAUAAUAAUAAUAAUAAAUAAAAAUAAAUUGUAAAGUGGUUGUCCCACUGGCUAUCAUAAGGUGAAUGCACCAAUUUGUAAGUCGCUCUGGAUAAGAGCGUCUGCUAAAUGACGUAAAUGUAAAUGUAAAUGUAAAAAUUCCCUGUCUUAAGUUAGUUAGGAUCACCACUUUAUUUUAAGAAUGUGAAAUGUCAGAAUAAUAGUAGAGAGAAUGAUUUAUUUCAGCUUUUAUUUAUUUCAUCACAUUCCCAGUGGGUCAGAAGUUUGCAUACACAAUUAGUAUUUGGUAGCAUUGCCUUUAAAUUGUGUAACUUGGGUCAAACGUUUCGGGUAGCCUUCCACAAGCUUCCCACAAUAAGUUGGGUGAAUUUUGGCCCAUUCCUCCUGACAGAGCUGGUGUAACUGAGUCAGGUUUGUAGGCCUCCUUGCUCGCACACGCUUUUUCAGUUCUGCCACACAUUUUCUAUAGGAUUGUGGUCAGGGCUUUGUGAUGGCCACUCCAAUACCUUGACUUUGUUGUCUUUAAGCCAUUUUGCCACAAUUUUGGAAGUAUGCUUGGGGUCAUUGUCCAUUUGGAAGACCCAUUUGCGACCAAGUUUUAACUUCCUGACUGAUGUCUUGAGAUGUUGCUUCAAUAUAUCCACAUAAUUUUCCUUCCUCAUGAUGCCAUCUAUUUUGUGAAGUGCACCAGUCCCUCCUGCAGCAAAGCACCCCCACAGCAUGAUGCUGCCACCCCCGUGCUUCACGGUUGGGAUGGUGUUCUUCGGCUUGCAAGCCUUCCCCUUUUUCCUCCAAACAUAACGAUGGUCAUCAUGGCCAAACAGUUCUAUUUUUGUUUGAUCAGACCAGAGGACAUUUCUCUAUAAAGUACGAUCUUUGUCCCCAUGUGCAGUUGCAAACUGUAGUCUGGCAUUUUUAUGGCGGUUUUGGUGCAGUUGCUUCUUCCUGGCUGAGCGGCCUUUCAGGUUAUGUCGAUAUAGGACUAGUUUUACUGUGGAUAUAGAUACUUUUGUACCUGUUUCCUCCAGCAUCUUCACAAGGUCCUUUGCUGUUGUUCUGGGAUUGAUUUGCACUUUUCGCACCAAAUUACGUUCAUCUCUAGGAGACAGAACGCGUCUCCUUCCUGAGCGGUAUGACUGCUGCGUGGUCCCAUGGUGUUUAUACUUGCGUACUAUUGUUUGUUUCUUGGCUGAUUUCUUUUGAUUUUCCCAUGAUGUCAAGCAAAGAGGCACUGCGUUUGAAGUUAGGCCUUGAAAUACAUCCACAGGUACAGCUCCAAUUGACUCAAAUGAUGUCAAUUAGCCUAUCAGAAGCUUCUAAAGCCAUGACAUCAUUUUCUGGAAUUUUACAAGCUGUUUAAAGGCACAGUCAACUUAGUGUAUGUAAACUUCUGACCCACUGGAAUUGUGAUACAGUGAAUUCUAAGUGAAAUAAUCUGUCUGUAAACAAUUGUUGGAAAAAUGACUUGUGUCAUGCACAAAGUAGAUGUCCUAACCGACUUGCCAAAACUAUAGUUUGUUAACAAGACAUUUGUGGAGUGGUUGAAAAACGAGUUUUAAUGACUCCAACCUAAGUGUAUGUAAACUUCCGACUUCAACUGUAUCUGCAUGGCUGUUAUUUAAGAUAUGCACAGUCGGUUUGCUUUCUGCUUAAUAUUAUUCUUGUUGUCAGUAAACCCUCAGUCUCUGUUAUUUCCUGACAGAGCGACAAAUGGAGGGAGACAGAGAGCCAGCAGACUCCAAUGACAAGGUACCCCAUUUUGAUUCUUAAAGAGAUAAAUGGUUUGAAGAAAGUGGAAAUGUCAAACGGAAAACUGACAUUAUAAACGGUGAUAUUAUACCGUGUAUGAAUCAUCCAGAAGAGCUGAUUUUCAAAAGGACUUUGAUGAUAAAUCUGCAAUGUACUGUAGAUAGUAAACCAAUUAGUAUACACAAUUUAGAGAAGAAGUACGUUUUGAAAAACGAAUUGAAAGUGUAUUGACUUAUCUUUUAACAGAGAAAGUUGAUGCUGUCAGUUUGCAUACCUAUCUUUCAGACGGUUAUUAUUGGUUGUAUCCUAUCGCUUCCUGCGUUCCUAAACUUUGAUGAGAGAAGCAAAUUGCCUCCUCUUCCCUAUCAAAACAGUUCCUUAAUUCAGUACACAUGGAUUGUAAAAAAACAUGUCUCAUAAUCAAGAUGAGAAAAAGCCAUAAUGUAAUUAUGAUUUGAUUCAUAUUUGUUCUUUCUGUGCUUCCUGAGAUCACCGUGACUGUUGUUGUUUGUGCUGUAGCUAGAUCACCGUGACAUUGUUCUGUGUUAUUUCAGCCCCAGGAUGCCGCCGGCUUAUUUGGAAAGCUUCUGGCGUACCUGGAUAAGAGUGAGUCCCCAGCCCAGAGACCCCAGGGAAAUUCCCCUGGCAAGGCUGGUGUGGGUGCAAGGCUGGGCGAGGGCAGGCGUGUCGGUCUGGAGAAUGUCCGCAGCAGGACCACUCAGGCAGAGGUGACGACCACAUUAAACAUAAGUAGGACCACAAUGGAUAUGUUGUUAAAUGUUUUAGUGUUAUCCUCAAUGAUUUGAAAUGCAUUGUGUCCACAUGUGCCGCUGAAUUGUCACAUAAUCAAGGUGGCAGUGCAGAAGAAGUCAACCCACUCAAUGGAUGUGGAGGAGGUGGUUGCGGUGGAGGGCUGGAUCCAGGCAGUGGAGCCACCUGCUGCCAAGGGGGUCUACCAGGAGCCCCAUAAGAAGGAAGUGAACGUCCAGGAGCUGCAGCUAGAUGUCAAAGCUGCUGUGGCUGCAAAGAAAACAACUGAUGAUGACUACGGCUAUGUCAUCACUGACACAGAGUGAGUAAUACCUGUCAUAAGUAAUGAAUGAGGCAACCACAGCUAAUCAAUCAAGGUUCUAUGUUUGUGCGGAAUUGCAUUUAGUUUAGUACAAUGGAGUCUUUUUUAGGCCACGGCCAACUAUGGUGAAUUGACAGGUGUCAACAUGUUGUAUUGGGAAGUUAGAUCAGUAGCAACCAUUUGGAUCCAUUGGUACAGUUCUAUUUGUACUGUUUUGAAUAAGCAUAGCUGGAGUUGCUUUGAAACAAACCAUUACAAAUGGAAACAGAAAUGUGUUUUAGAUGCUAGACACCCAAAGGCCUACUGUGCCCCUGUCAGAGUCCUUUCUCAUUCCACAUUUUAACUCACUGUUGGGAAAGUAAUUUACCAUGACGUAAAAAAAAGAAGAAAAAAAAGGCUUUUGCUCACUCUGAAUUUAUUUCCCUAUAUUAUUUUAAAUGUUUCAAUACUGGACUCAUAUUCAUGCAUGAACGUAAAUAAAUCAUUCAUUUAUGUAGUAUUGGCAAUUGACAAAAAAUUGUAUUUACAUUAAUCAAGACCAUACCCCAGUGUGGUAUAUCAUAUGCAUGUGUAAUAAACAUCUCACAUGCGUAUCAUUCAGUAGAUGAUGAUUUGAAGGUCAAGUCCCUCUCCAGGGCACGGAACCCACAGCCCAUCAGGCCACUAGGGACUGGAGCCCACGUCCAUUAUAAUCAGGUCUGGAGUGCCUCCACUCUCCAUAGGGGGCUAGGGCUAGGGAAUAUCAAUGACUUUUCUCAAUGUCUGUAUUAGAAUGUUUCUCCUUUUAAACUCCAUACUCCCACUAGGACAUUGAGGUUUACACUGAAAUGUAUGAGAAAUGUAUAUCUCCCCCCGAGUCCACGGUCAUCAGAGACACUGACUGUGUUUUAGAGGUAGGGUACAUCAUUAGCUGUGGCCAGGGCUGAACUGAGCCUCCGUGGAGCGGAUGCACCAUUACACCUCUGCACCAUUUCAUUUGCACCUCUCUGUCUGGCCUGAAGUCUAAGAGAGGGACUGUAUCUCAAAUUGCACCAUUUUGCCUAUAGUGCACUACCUUUGACCAGGGCUCUGGUCAAAAGUAGUGCACUAUAUAGGGAAUAGGGUGCAAUUUGAGGGAAUAUAGGAAUGGGGUGACACAGUCAGAGCACACAGGUGAUUCAUCAUGCCAGAGGAAACACCUACUCCCCCAGUUCUCACACCUCACCCCCACCCCAUGUCCUCCCUCAUCUCCCUAUCUGGCCCUCCCUCCUCUUAUUCGCCCUUACCCUCUCACCUCCCUGUCUUUGGCCUUCACUCCCUUCCCCCCUCCCACAUCUCCCCCCCCCUCCCACCCUCCAUCCCCCUGACCUCCGUGCCUCUCGCCCCUCUCAUGUCCCCUCUCCUCUCUGAGUGUGACAGGAAUGUCAUGUGUGGGAGCUCUCACCCACACUUAACAGGCUAAGGUGACAACUCUGUUGAUGAACUCUGUAUUUUUCUCUCCAGCCAGCUACAGACUGAUGAGGGACUCCACUUGAUGGAGAUUCUGGCACGGCGGGCCAAGCUGCAGAUGACAGACUUCCUGGAGCUCUCGUACGUAUGUUAUUAAUUAUACAAAAAUGUAUAGGUUUUUCACACACUCAACAAAACAGAACAGAAACAACAAACACAGACUACACCACUCUUAGGUAUUUAACCUUUUUAUGUAAUUAUUCAUUUUGACUGCAUGCUUAAAAGAGACAUGACUAGAUUUUAUUUUACUCAGGAAGCUUAUACGGUGCGGUGCAGAAUCUAAAAUGUGUAGUACAGUAAUACCUUGUAGCAGGUAGAUAGGUACACAUCCACUGAUUAAUGCAGACUGAAAUGCAGGGUAUUGCGUGGAGAGAGUUUAUACAAUAUACUGUAUAAAAAUAGCUCAAUGGAUACAGUUAUGCUUUAGGUGUCAUGAGCACAUGUCAAGACAAACGUUAACCGAGGGGCUUAAACACUUUUAUUGCCAAAAAUAAAUCAAAUAAAAAUAAUUAUUAAACUGACAAACAGGUUGAAAGCUGAAGAAAGGCACCCUUACUGAGACACAAGAUAUCCAGUACACUGUCUUAUUCUUAUUCUGUAAACAUUUGAGCUGGAGGUUGAAGAUUUUAGACACAUACACAUUGUUGACUUGAGGCGCCAUCUACAGGUAACUGCCAAAAUAAAGGAAACACCAACAUAAAGUGUCUUAAUAAGGCGUUGGGCCACAAUGAGCCAGAACAGCUUCAAUGCUCCUUUGGCAUAGAUUCUACAAGUGUCUGGAACUCUAUUGGAGGGAUGCGACUCCAUUCUUCUACAAGAAAUUCCAUAAUUUGGUGUUUUGUUGAUGGUGGUGGAAAACGCUGUCUCAGGAAUAUCCCAUAAGUGUUCAAUUGGGUUGAGAUCUAGUGACUGAGACGGCCAUGGCAUAUGGUUUACAUGGUUUUCAUGCUCAUCAAACCAUUCAGUGACCACUCAAGCCCUGUGGAUGGGGGAAUUGUCAUGCUAUGGGGCAUAACCAUGGUAGCUAAAAUAAUGGCCAAAUGAAUGGCCUGCCCAGCAUUUUUAUACAUGACCCUAAUCAUGAUGGGAUGUUAAUUUCUUAAUUAACUCAGGAACUACACCUGUGUGGAAGCACCUGCUUUCAUUACACUUUGUAUCCAUUCAUUUUUUUCAAGUGUUUCCAUUAUUUUGGCAGUUACCUGGCUGCAAUCAUUAUUAACGGGACUGAACUCUCCCUCUCUUCCUCCAAAAUCGUUAUGUUUUUCCCUGCAGGUAUCUAACUUUGAACACAUGCACGCACACACACACACACACACACUUAGAAUGCAAUGAGGCUUUUAAAGCCAUCCUCAACGAAAUGAGAGUCUAUAGUGACACACUGUGCUGGCCUGCGUGGUGGUCAGUGGCAUCUCUUUCACAUAGUCUAACCAAAAACAACUCUACACACAUUUUACAUACAAAUGCACAGCUAGAUAUUGCACUGAAGCACAUUAUUUAAAGACUUUCAAAAUAAUAUUAAAGAGGAAAUAUUAUCCACAUUCUUUGAAGACAUGGUGCCAUAACCUGUCACAAGUUCAUUUCCCCAACCGUCAUGCCCUUCACCCCACAAGUAAACACUGCUUUAUGAUGGGCCUCAUUCCUACAUUACUUAUGUUCAAGUCUGACAUUGUGGUCAUUGUAAUGCAGUCAUUCAUCAAGUGAACAUACACUGCUAUACUCAAUAACCGUAGCAGUAUGUAUGCAAGAACAAUUUACCGCCAUAAAUACAAUGGUGAUGUAAUGUGCUGAUGACAGGCACAAGAAAGAGAGUGUUGUAUGGACUGGUAGGCCCCCUUUCUGUCUUUCUGACUACUAAGCUUGAUUGUUGGCGGUACAGGUAGCGAUUGGCCAACUCCGUAUCAUGUGACCCUGUGUAUAAGGUUCUGAAUGGCCCUUGUUUCUGAAGCACCUCACGGCGCUAGGGCGGCAUACACUGCUCUGUAUUCAGCCUUUCAGCCCAUGGGUGGCCCUACAGGGCUGGGCUAAUGUACCUUUUGUCUUUGUUCCUUUCUGGAGCUGAAAGGGCCUUGGUAUGGGAGAGUGAUGGAUUGGGUGGGAGAGAGCCGGUGCCCUUUGUUAGAGCUCUGAGCCGGCCCAGCAGGGGGAGCAGCCUGGACAAUUUGUCCAAGCCGCCACGCUUAUUUGGGCUGUCCCGCUCCUUGCAGCUAACCGCUGCUGAUCCUAGACCACCACCCCACCUAGGAGCCUGGGAGAAUGGCCCUCCACAUAAUCAAAUACUGGGCCCUCAAUUCAGCCCAGCCAGCACGGCUCCUCUCACCCUUCAUGUUGACUCAUUUGUGCAAGCAUGACUUGGUCCUGUAGGGCCUUGAAAUUAGUGUCUAUCAUGUUUAUCAUAUUGAAGGAAAAUAUGGAUACAGGGUAAUUCAAUGUUAGUGUUAUAUGUAGUAACACAGUAUGUUAGACGCUGUGGCCAAAUGUUAUACAUACUUGAAUCAAUCAUAUAUGGUUGUGUUAUUUAGUGGGAUCGAUUGGACGAUAUAGUCUGAAUCGUCUCAGAAUGUCUUGAAUUGAUCAUGUCAGGCACGGCGGUUGAAAACAGAAACGUUGGUUUUGAUGUGUCAAUGUGGGUGGUUUGCUACAGAACCCUGUAGCAUUAGUUCACUCUGAAUAAUAGUUAUUGUGCAACCGUUACCGACUGUAGUCAGACUCCAAUUUGAUGUGGGUGACGUAAUGUCUGACUUCAUAUGCUGCUCAUUUCAAAGUAUAACCACUAGGUGGGGAGAUGCACCUUCGCUGGUUGCUUGUAAUGCAGUCUAUGUAAUACUGAAUAGACAAGACAAAUGUAUUUUCACUGUAGAAUCACAAAACAAAAGAUUAUGACAGUUGAUGCAUAAUGACAGUUCAACAUUUUGGGGUGGAUACUUGAUGUACCAGCCAGUCAAAAAUAAUGAUUAUAUAUUUGUUCUAACAUACUUAAAGGGAGUGUUUCGUUAGGACAUGGGAGUAAUACUCUGCUCAAGAAAAGCAUGCGCUUCAGCUUGAAAAUCACAAGUACAUUUUUUACUUUUGCUGUAGUAUUGUAUUUUGAAAAAUCUUAAUUAGGUGGCGGUGGCGUAGGUCAGAGGCAUCAUGCCCAUAUGGGACACAAGGGCACGUGCCCCCUCAGAUUUGUCCUGUUUUUUUUUUCUUUUUCAGAUGUUAAAUUAAUGACUAAACUUCAGCAGUAUUUUACGGAGGGUGCUCACUGACUGGACCCACCCCCCUCCUCCUAUUGUCCCUAGUAAGUCGUUCCUUCCAAGGUGCACCAGAGAGCAAAGAUAUGAGUGUAGAGUGAUACACACAGCAUUUGAUUUGAAUUUAGCUGCCGGUGAUGGACAGGACAUGCAGGUGGUACUGUAUGUUUCUAAAUGAAUUUGAUCAAUCUAAGUAGCCUAUUGAUAAAGCAAAAAUGUUUUGUUGUUUCUCUGUAAUACUAGCCACCUAGCAAUUUUAUAAAGGUGGCUUUAGCUAGCCAGCUAGAUAGAUUCCCAAUCUCCCAACCUCAUAACUAGUUCCUAAGCCAUUUCAGGCUAUCAGUCAAUUUAGAGUAACUUGUCUAACUAUCUUAGCUGGCAAGCCUGCUGGCAAGGUUGCUAGACUUUAGAAAAGCGAGCAAUUACUAUAUGUACUGAAUAAGACUCACAUUCAUUUCCAUCUUUUACCCAGAUUUUAGCAGAGAUACAGAGAAACAUAUUUAGUUUUAUUUAAAAAAAGAACCACCAGUCAGGAGGAUACAGACAGUUCAAAAGGUAUGCUUAGAUAUGCAGAAAAAUACUUGGUUUGAAUGUAAUCUGGCACCUUAUGAUAAUAUCAUGAUAUUUGUGUAUUAAUUAUGAUGCCAUGAUAUGUGCCUGUAUUGAUGAUGUGUGUUAUGAUCCCAUGUACUGUGUUGUAAUUUGGAUGUAAUAUCCUGUGCAUGUUAGUGCAGUAUAUUGAGAUGUGUUUUUUACAACAGUUAGAAUGACACCCUCAUUAAAAUGACAAUUGAACAGGAAAAGAGGUAUGCUUAGAUAACCUAUGCAGAAAAAUGUACAUAUUUUUUAAAUAGAAUUAGCCAUAAUUAUUAUGGCUCUAGAUUUCAGGAAAAAGCUGUUUCAGGUGUUUGAGAAAUUCAAAAUUCUCCAACCACCUCCCUCAAUCCUCACGUACUUUGUGUCCCCUCUAAAAUAAUGGGUGCAUGGCGCUCCUGGCGUAGGUCAGGAAACAUAUCAAUGUAUUUUAAAGUCACAGUGAGUGAUGUUCCUUUUCAACUGCUAAUAGAUCGCUAUGGCAGGUUGAUCGAACUCUUAAUAGAUGUGAAAAACCUUUACGGGGGUGAAAAUCCUUUACGGGGGUGAAUAUCAUAGAAUGGUUGAAAGGCUGGCUGCUAGUUGAGGUUAUCCUCCACACAUUGCUAGAGACCUUAACCUCCUGGCUGGAUACAUUCUUUGACUUCAACAUACAGUACAGCAAAACACUUUCUGUUCAAUAGGUUGCCAAAAAUAAAAUGUACUGCAUUUUAUGUUCAAUAGGUUGCCAUAACCUGGUUUUAUUCUGGAUGGUUCACCCUCCUUCAUCACCUUUAGCCCUUUUCAGCUCAAUAUAUGUUUUUACAGCCUGAAAAGUAACUGUCCAGUGUCCACCCUAGAUUUACUCUUUGGAAAUACAUUGUGAGGGGAAAAUAAUAUCUGUACAUUUUCAUUCAGUAUGUAUACCUCAUCCUAGACCAAAACCCCCCUUGUAAUUUGUUGUUUGUAAAACACUCGGAGGCACAUUGAGAUUCAAGAGGUAUCUUGCGGAAAUGGCUCCUGUGGCUACAGGGAUUCUAACAGCCUAUGGGUUAGCCAGAGGUAAAAUACUAUUCAAGCUCUGUGUGUGUAUGGCUCUGAUUUAACCCUAUCAGUCCUGGGACCCCAGCAAAAAUGGGCUUUUCAUUCAUCUGACGUUUAUUAAUCUGCAUAUCCAGCCCUUACAUUUAGCCUCACACUGAAGUGUUUUACAAUUUUAUUUUCAGGACAAUCAGGGCUACAAGUACAGUACAAAACGAUUUGACAUAAACAGCUGCAUUCAUGAGUUUUAUUGACAGAUGUCAAUAAAAUAAUAAGGUCUGCCAAAGCAAAAAUCUGAUAAAAAAUGAAUUUAGAUGAAUGCUGUAAGUACAGAAAUGUUUUUCUUAGUGGGAAAUUAAUAUCCAACUAGUCAGUGACAACUGUGUGGAGUUUGGAGUUUGUGAUAACAACUAUGUCAGCUUAUACCAGUAUUAUAGACACAAUGUCCUGGGAUUUCCUAUGAUCUUCUAUGUAGAAGAACCCCUUACCUUCUAACGACUCUUGUGUACCUUGAGAGCAUCAUAGUUUGUGUUCGUGGGAGUCUCAGCUUUUAAUAGUUAGCAGCUCAAACCAUUUUGCCUCUACAGACGUUUUUGUAAACAGACGCGGCCCUGGGCCCCUUCGGGAUCCGCCCUUGCCUCACAAACAGCGCUCUAGCUCAGCCCCCGUUCAUCACACAGAAGUCUGUAGCUCAAACACACAAUGUUUAAAAGGGGUUAGAAGACUCAUUGGGUUAAUGACCUGGUCUGUUUUUUCUAAGGCAAGAGGGCAGAAAAGCAAUGCUUUACCGCCAUGUAAAAAAUCGAUUUCUCGUUGAUCGCGUUUGGAGUGUCUCAUCUCACUGUGUGUGUGUGUGUGUGUGUGUGUGUGUGUGUGUGUGUUUUAUAGAGUGGUGGGCCCAGCUGUGACCUUCAGAGUACGACCUAACGCCCAUAAUGUCAGCACUGCAGAUGUGGCCAACGUAGCAGGUAGGUCGGAGCUGCUCUGA
Coregonus sp. 'balchen' is the source of this 14687-nucleotide messenger RNA. NCBI's taxonomy places the organism in Eukaryota, Metazoa, Chordata, Actinopteri, Salmoniformes, Salmonidae. The record is from the annotation of a GenBank genome assembly.